UGUCAGUGCUGGGGCUGCAGAGGGAAUGCCAGGGCCCCAGGGUAACGCUGAAGCCUUUGAACUCUGCUGUGUCUCCGCAGCCCCGUCCCAGCCGUGCUGCAGGACUGCUCUUCUGACCAGCCCCUGGCCCUGGAACCCCCAUGGCUCCCUGGAGGCUCCCCCUGGCUCUGCUGUGGGGCUGGGUGCUGGCCUCCUCCUCCCCCAGCACAGGUAAAGCCAAAGUGCUGCUGUGUCACUGCUUGUGUUAACUUGGCCCUUUGGGGAGCUUGUCCUUCUUCUCAGUAUGUGCAUUGCUGUGAGUGGCUGGUUUAUAAACUUGUAAUCCUCUGUCUAAAUAUGUUAUGUGUUUAGUGGCUGUGUUUCUGAGUGAAUUUGGGAGGAGAAGAGACUGCCUUUGGUGCACAGCAAAUAUAUCUGAGAGAGAGUUAUCAAAUAUAAACCCUGCUAUAAAUGCUCCUGAGCACGGUCCCAGACAGACAGGCUGUGCUAGGUGGGAGAAACACAAGGUUCAUUUGUACUUGGAGAGUAAUGCUUCUGAGAGAAUACUGCUCUGCAAGCUCUCAUCCAUGGCAAUGGCACUUCAAGCACCCUUUGCUUCAAGCCCUCGAGCUCCUCCUUGCUGCACUGCACCUGCUGGCCCUUCUGCAUCUGGCAGCUGCCCCUGUGCACCCUGAGAGAUGCUGAGCAGGUCUGGCCUCCCCUGAUGGAAGAAUGCAUGCCCAGGAGGCCACUGAGAGCUGCCUGUCCAUCCAGCACUCACAGAAAGCUGCCAGCACCCCCCUGCUGCCACUGAGCAGAGCAUGCUGCCCUUGAAAUGCCUUCCAGAAAAUUUGCUCCCCCACGAGACCUUCAGAUCACUGACCCUGGGCUCCUGGGCUCUCUGGAUGUGCAGUGGAAACCUCCCCCCCACGUCCCACCCCUCAACGAGUGCUCAGUGAAAUACCAGCUUGAGUACCGCAGCUCUGGGGACAGGGACUGGCAGGUUAUUUUUACUAGGAAGCUAAAAUUGAGAGUUGGAUUUGACCUCAGCAGGACUGCUGAAGUGAGGGUGCAGACUCUGCUCAAAGGACGGUGCACGGCUGACGUGGAGGUGCAGAGUGACUGGAUUUAUGCAACAUUUCAGGUUGCACCACAAGGAAAACUUGAAUCAGAGGUCCAGAACUUCCACUGCAUCUAUCAUGACUGGGAGUACCUGAAGUGCACGUGGCAGCCAGGCCUCCUCACACCUCGUGGUGUACAUUAUGAGCUAUAUUAUUGGUACGAGGGGCUGGAGCACACGGCGCAGUGUGAUCACUACAUCCAGGACCGCGGGAUCAACGUGGGCUGCGUGCUGCAGAACCUCAGCCGGGCAGAAUACCGGGACCUGCGCGUCUGUGUCAAUGGCUCGGCAGCAGCCACCCUGCUGCGGCCACUGUACAGCACCCUCCGCCUUCACAACCUCGCAAAGCCCUCAGCCCCGGAGCAGCUGGCGCUUUCCGUGUCUGCGGCCGGGGAGCUGCUGGCGGCCUGGAGCCCCCCGGGCGGGCGGGUGCCGCAGCACUGCCUGGAGUACGAGGUGCAGGUGGCAGAAGAUGCGGGGGAAGCCGCGGCUGCCUGGGCGUUUGUGUCGACCCAAAUGGAAACUGCUUUAACGAUUUCCAGAGCAAAUCAAAGCCACGUUUCAUGUGUUCGUGUCAGGGGGAGAACAAACAUCUUUUGUGCUGACCAGGGCUUUUGGAGUGAAUGGACACAGAAUUGUUUCUCUGUGUCCAGAAAAGAGGACAAGCAGCUAUUUAUCCUCAUUCCAGUCAUCCUCAGUUUGUCAAUUAGCCUCAUAAUAUUUAUGUUGAUUGGCCAGUGCAAGAAAAGAUCCCCAGCAGGAAAGCAGACAUCUGUGGGACACUAACUCUGCCUGUGCCUCUGCACUGCUUGUGUUUGCUGGGUUGCUCAUGGAACACCAUCCCAAGGACAGCCCAGGAGCCCUGAGCUUUCUGCAGCCCAGAGGGGUCUUCCCUGCCUGCUGCCACUUGUGAAGGCAGCUGUUGCAAUCCCAGCCCUUAAAGGGCCCAGGAGAACUGGAGGGGCUUAAACUGACUGCAGGAAAUCUGGAAGAGACCUGAACUGACUCUGAAGCAAGGUGUUUGUGAUAACAGGACAAGAGAGAAAAAAGAGGCAGUGGGAACUGCCAUGAAUAAAGAUAACACGUUCUG
Molecule: messenger RNA, 2189 nt
Organism: Oenanthe melanoleuca
Lineage: Eukaryota; Metazoa; Chordata; Aves; Passeriformes; Muscicapidae
Gene: IL13RA2
Product: interleukin 13 receptor subunit alpha 2
Exons: 9
Coding region: 815-1885 (356 amino acids)
Biological process (GO): cytokine-mediated signaling pathway
Cellular component (GO): external side of plasma membrane
Molecular function (GO): cytokine receptor activity; protein binding
Source: RefSeq, a predicted model, not a curated record